AUGGAUUCAAAUAGAUACUUCAAUUUACCAGAGCCUCAUACUCAAGAAUUUAUUAAUCAAGUAUACAACAUUUAUGAAUUUCAAAAAAAAAUAUUAGAAAGUCUUGAUUCUAAAAAUCAUAAUAACUAUACAAGAGUAGAGAAUUCUCCUAUUAUGUCAGAUAAAGACAAUGAAAUGACCCCUUAUAUUUGUUCAACUAAAACAGAAAUUAAACCACAAAAAACAAAACGUUAUUGGACUAAAGAAGAAUGUUUAUCUUUUGAAAAAAUAAUUAAAUUUUUAAAUAUAAACUGUGGACAAGCACUUGAUUUUCGUUUGAUCUCUAUGUACGUUAAGACAAGAACACCUACUCAAGUUAGAAGUCAUGCACAAAAGUAUUUUUUAAAAGAAAGAGAAAAUAAUUCUGUUUUAACAUCAAAUGAUCUUAUAGAACUUAAUACACUUGUUACAAAUUAUAAAAUAAUGAACAAACAUGGAAAUCAACAUCAUCUUCUUGUAAAAUAA
Molecule: messenger RNA, 504 nt
Organism: Entamoeba histolytica HM-1:IMSS
Lineage: Eukaryota; Evosea; Mastigamoebida; Endamoebidae
Product: Myb family DNA-binding protein, SHAQKYF family
Exons: 2
Coding region: 1-504 (167 amino acids)
Source: RefSeq, a predicted model, not a curated record